AUGUUGUGCAAUUGUUUGUUUCGGGCCCUCAGUGACCAGCUUGAGGGGCACUUGCAGAACUACCUCAGACAUCACCAGGAAAUGGUGGAUUACAUGAUAAAGGAGUGGGAGGAUUUUGAGCCUUUUGUGGAGGAUGAUGUGCCCUUUGAGAAACACGUUACCAAUUUGGCAAAGCCUGGUACCUUUACUGGCAACGAUGCUAUUGUGGCCUUUGCAAGGAACAAUCAAAUGAAUGUGGUUAUUCAUCAGCUUAAUGCCCCACUGUGGCAGAUUCAGGGCACGGACAAAAACAAUGUGAGGGAACUGCAAGCUGCAUAUCGUUAUGGAGAGCACUACGACAGUGUGAGGAGAAUCAAUGACAAUUCUGAGGCUCCAGCGUAUCUUCAGAUGGAGAUGCUUUGCAAAAAUUAUUUGAAUAAGGAGAAGGAAGUGAAGCCACAGAAGGGUGAGUCUGAAGAUGAGAUUGAAGUUGAAAUGGAAGAUGCUAUCCAAAAAGUGUGUAAUGCGACUGGAUGUUCGGACAUCGAUUUACUAAGCCAGAUUCUGGAAGUGGAAGACUACAAUAUAGAAUCUGCAAUAUUUGCCAUCUUUCAAGUGAAAGAAGUGGAAAGAAUCAGUGCUGAGGAGCAGCGUGAUCUCCAGAGCAAGGAUCAGAAAUUGUGUAGCGGAUCUCUGCAGGAAGAAAACGAAACUGGUUCAAGAAUCUUUGGAAAUGGGAGCUUGCAGCAGGGUGAAAUAGAAAACAACAAAGGGCAGGCUAGAUCCGAUGAAGAGAAUCGAGCUAGCAGAAACACAAAGGCAUCUAAAAAACAUUAGAAGGAACAGCAGUGGCUAGAGAAGAAGAAGCGGCAGGAAGAAAGACACCGACAAAAGGUCUUGGCCAACAAGAGUAACUGUGCAGAUAACAGCAGGAGAGAGACGGACUCAACCAACCACAUCACCUUGGUGAAGGCCAUGGCAGUUCUAAACAUAUGA
This is a messenger RNA of Balearica regulorum gibbericeps (East African grey crowned-crane), 975 nucleotides long. NCBI's taxonomy places the organism in Eukaryota, Metazoa, Chordata, Aves, Gruiformes, Gruidae. The record is from RefSeq and is a predicted model, not a curated record.